Molecule: messenger RNA, 303 nt
Organism: Lactuca saligna
Lineage: Eukaryota; Viridiplantae; Streptophyta; Magnoliopsida; Asterales; Asteraceae
Source: the annotation of a GenBank genome assembly
AUGAUCUUGACACACCUCAACAACACCACUACAACUCAUUCUCAGUCGUUGACUUACUCUGCUGACCAAUGUUCUCUACAUCGCCUAUUUCUUGCCUUCCCAUGGUUCCCUAAUCAGAUCCGAUUCGCCAAAGCUCACGACUCCAUCUCUAGGAUUGGACUCCCUCAAGUUCUUCAGGAACUUCACCAAGAGACUGUAUUCUACUUGCAGCAUGUGAAGCACAUCAAACCCUACCACAAAGUCAUGAGUUUACUGCUGACGUCUUCACUUCUUGCCAUACAACUCCCAUCAAGAUUGCCUUAA